AUGCGCUCCUUUGCUGCUCUCGCUCUCCUCUUCACCUCCGUCUUUGCGGCUCCCCUGAGCUCUUCCUCCCUUGAAAGCCCAGCUAACUCAGUUAAUGGCCUUGGCAAGAGCGUUCCAAGCCCCGCUAAUGCAGCGCUCCCUGGCCAGGUGGCUCAUGCUCCCCGCAGUGAGCCCGCCGUCCCGGGCUUGUCAGUUCCUUCCGUCCCAGGCGUUUCCGCCGUUAAGGGACCCUCGACUUCUGAGUUGACUACUCGCUCCACCUGCCUCCCAUCCAUUGCCUGUAUCCUUAACACUGUGACCGAGGAGAUUGAACCUCUUGUCGAGGAAUUGCUCGACCUGGUUCCCGCCAACGCGACCGUUGCUAUUGUCACUCCCAUUUUGACGUCGAUCACGAGCUCUCUCCUUGCCGCUGUCCCUAAACUCGAGGCAUUAGUUGGUACAGAGAUUUCCAAACUCCUUAUCGACGUUGAAGGUGUCGUCAUUACUGUCGACCAACUUGCUCAGAUCAUCUUCAAGGAUCUGGAGUUGGUCCUCAAAGCUCUUAUCAAGGUACUUCAAAUCAUCGACUCGCAGCCUGGCCAGAUCUUCGACUUGCUCGUUGGGGUCCUCAACGCUGUGCUGGCCAUCCUCCAGGUUGUCGUCAAGCUUGUUGGAAGCAUUGUGGCCUCCCUGGGCCCUCUCUUGGCUCCAUUCAUUCCCUUGAUCGACUGCCUCGGUGUGACUGCCCUUCUCCAACUCCUCGGCCUUUCCGCCUAA
Molecule: messenger RNA, 756 nt
Organism: Pisolithus orientalis
Lineage: Eukaryota; Fungi; Basidiomycota; Agaricomycetes; Boletales; Pisolithaceae
Exons: 3
Coding region: 1-756 (251 amino acids)
Source: RefSeq, a predicted model, not a curated record